UGUUGACCGGCCAUCCUCCUCUCUGUGAAUGUCUCUCUGCUCUGCCCACCUUCGCUCACCUUUUCACUCCUUCUCUCUCUGCCUGAUUCUCUCCUCACUCAAACACUCCAGCUGGAGCUUCUUAAGAGCUCUCUCUGAGGUUUUUACAGGAUUUUACAACUUAUUCUCCUCCUGAGUGGUCUCACACAUUUAUCAGGAUAUCGUCAGGAUGCGCUGUGUGAGCUGGUUGCUGCUGGGGACUUGCCUCCUGGUCCUGGGCCCUGCAGUGCAGGGGGCCCCUGGCCAGUGCCCCAACCUGUGCCACUGCCACGGGGACCUUAUGCAUGUCAUCUGUGAUAGUGUGGGGCUCAAGAGGAUCCCUAAGGUGUCCGAGACGACCCGACUGCUGAACCUGCAGAGGAACAACCUGGGCAGCAUCCCCACAGGAGCCUUCAGUGAAAGUAAGGGACUCAUCUCUCUGCACAUGCAGCACUGCCAGCUCCGAGAGAUCGGAUCCCAGGCCUUCAAAGGGCUGAAGAAGCUCGUCUACCUCUACCUGUCCAACAAUGAGAUCAGCAGCAUCAAACCUGGCGCCUUUGAUGACCUGACCGCGCUCACCUACCUCCACCUAGACGGGAACCAGAUCAGCGAGCUGUCUAAAGGCAUCUUCUCUCCUAUGAUCAACCUCUUCAUCCUGCAGCUCAAUGACAACAAGCUCAGAGAGCUGCGACCCGGGACUUUUACCGGAGCCAAAGACCUUCGCUGGCUGCACAUGAGCGGGAACGAGCUGAUGACCCUGCAGCCGGGCUCUCUGGACGACGUGGAGAACCUCGCCAUACUUCACCUGGACCGAAACAAGAUGUCCACAUACCCGCUGGCAGCAAUGAGCAAACUGAGAGUGGUGGAGGAGCUCACGCUGGGGAAGAACCCCAUGAGGUCCAUCCCAGACAACGCCUUCCAGAGCUUUGGACGCUACAUGGUGAAACUCCACCUGGACAACAUGGGGCUGGAGAAGUUCUCUGAUGGUGCGUUCACUGGAGUGACGGCAGUAGAAUCGUUGCAUCUGGACAACAACAGGCUGAGGUCUCUUCCUAGAAACUUUGAGUUUGGCACCCUCACCAACCUCACGCUCUCCAACAACCCGUGGAGCUGUACGUGCCAGCUGGCUCCACUGAGAAGGUGGAUGGACUCUAGCCGCAUUCGUCCAGACGCAGUGUGCGCGUCUCCAUCUCAGCAGAAAGGAAAGCAGGUCAGAGACAGCACGGCCUUCAGCGGCUGCAGAGUGAAGCCGAAGAGAGCGAGGAAGGGCACGCGCCAUUGAACAUAGAGCUGUACAGGAGACGCCGAAGAGGAGCCGGUCCAGGUGACCGGCUAAACAUGCAACUAAAGCAGCGCUCGCUAACUUCAAGACUGUCCGCGUAUUCAUCCGCUGAAUGAAGUCACAAGUAUAAACACAGACAAACUCUUAUAAAUACACACGCUCUCUGUCUGUCUCUGUCACAGCUACAAGCAUUACCGUGUUUAUUUCUCAUCCUGUUAUAUUAAAUAUGAACACUUACGUUUGGGUGUGUCAUGUUAGCACAAAACACAAGAUGUAUAUGAGGAGAGAAAUCAGAGGAUUGGGGAUUUGUUUGCAGAGUCUUAUUAUAAACACAGAUCUUCCUGUAGAAUGUAAAAUAUUUCAAUGCUUUUAAUGCAAAUUAAACCAUAGGAUGUUCUGCAAACAGUGACAUUUUACCAGAAUUUGCCUUUUCUAAAUUUCACUUAUGUUGCAAUAGAUUUAUAUCACUGUUAGCUUAGCUUAGCUUGGCAUUGAGACUUGAAUCAGGGGAAAUAUCUAGCUUGGCUCCUGUAGAACUGCAACAAAGUCUGCCCACUCUGAAACCCACCAAGCUACUUCCUGUUUGUUUGAUUAAGCAGAUAUGCCGCCUCAUAUGAGGCUAUUUUGCAGGUAUCAGUGAUUUUUACACUAAUGCUGCUUAUAAGCUCUUGAUAAGAAUAUAAAGGGAUCCUUGGAGUUUUAUGUGUCCACUGGAUGAAUUCAAGUCCAGUGAUCGCUCUCUUUACAGACCACCACUCUGUAGAAAUGUUUGCCUCCAUAGCCUCAAUUUUGUUGACAAGCAAUAUGCGAAUUUGCGUCUCUGUCUGGUUCAGUGGCUUGGAGUUCAACACAGCAAUGAAAAGAGACUUAAAUGCUCCAAAAAAGUUUGGACGUUAAGUAAAACAUGAAUGAAAACAGAAAACAUUUGCAAAUCCUUUCCAACUAAACACAGCACACAAAGAAGAUAUUUAAUGUUCAAACUGAUAAACUUUUUUUGAAAAUAUACGCACAUUCUGAAUGUGAUGACUGCAACAUGUUCAAAAAAAGUUGGGACAGGGGCAUGCUUAUCAUCGUUUUAAAUCACAUUUUCUUCCAGCAGCACUCUGCAGUUGCUCAAGUAUCCCAGUCUCGCCUAAUGUUCAUCUGAAGUUGCUCUACAGUGCAGGAUUUUAGUUUGAUGUGAUUGAAGCCUCAUAAUUCACCAUGCAUUUCAGUGGGAGACAGGUCUGGACUGCAUGCACGCCAGUCUAAGCCCCUCCCCCUUUACUGUGAAGCCAUGCUGUUGUAACUUGUGCAGAAUGUGCUUGAGCAUUGUCUCACUGGAAUAAGCCGGAACGUCCAUGACAAAGACAUCAUCUGUAUGAAGGCAUUUGAUGCUCUUCACUGAUGUGCAAGUGACCCAUACCUUGGGCACAAAAACACCCCACACACAAUCACAGAUGCUAGUUUUUGAACCUUACAUUUACCUCCUCAGACCCUGCAUGCACAUACGAGGACGCCUACAACAAGAUAAUAAUCCAGAAUGUGGCUUUAAAUGAUGGGAUAACUUACUGCUUGGAUGUUUAGGGGAAGUUGCUUGGAAAUUAUCAAGUAUUUUCAUGGAGAUUUCGUGGAUAUGCUUGCAUGUUUUGGAGAAUUUCAUUGGAAGUUUUGGGGAUAUUUGCUUUGAAUUUCUUUGGCAUGUUUCAGGGGUUCAGGGGAGUUUAAGGGGAUUUGUCUGGAUGUAUUUUUGAGGAAUUUUGGUAAUGUAUUUGUUAAUUUUAUUUAAAAAAUGCAGAGCAAUUUUAGGAGGAUUUACAAUUGAAAGUUGCUGAUUGCAGUUGAAAUUUUUUCAUGAAUUUACAUGAAAUUUUAUAACAAGUUUUUACAUAAAGAUUCGCAGACUAUAUACAGAAAUUUGGGGUACUUAUCACAGUAUAUGUUAAACAAAAUUUUAAAGACUUUUCAGAAAAAUUUUAGGCCAUUUAUUUGCAAUUUAAUGGAAUUUGUUUGGGUUUUAGAAAGUAAAAUUUCCAAUAGACUCCUUUUCAGACACAAGGCUGAUGUUUUAACUUAUCAAGUCUCAUUUAUCACAGAUAAGAAGAAGAAACUGAAAAUGCUUUCUAACAAAAAGCUCAAGUCUCAGGAGGUUAAUAACAAUCUGGAUAGUAAAGUCCUCUGUAGCCCAGAAGACUUUACUUUGCUUUGAAAUGUUGACUCGUCAGACCACUACAGUAUAAACGUACAUUUGUAGAUCCAGUGACGUACUGUGUUAACUGACAAGUGUUCCUGAGGCCAUACCGUAAUAAACAUCACAGAAUUAGGAUGUUUUUUUAAUGCAGCACCACCUUAAGGGUCGGAGGUCACAGGCAUUAAGCCUGGUUUUCAGUCUUGCCCGUUUCCAUACAGAGAUUCCCUUGGAUUCUAUGACUCUUUGUAUAAUAUUAUGGACUGAAGAUGGUCAAAUCUCUAAAUUCUUUGCAAUUAGACAUGAAGGAAUAUUGUUCAUUAACUGUUUGACUAUUUGCUCACACGGCCUUUUACAAAGUGGAGAACAUCAUGCCAUUGUAGACCGUCAACACCUGAGCCUUUCAGGAGUGCUCUUUUACACCCAAUCAUGGUACAAUCACCUCUUAUCGAUCACCCUACUUACCUGUGGAAUAUUCUAGGAGUUUGUUUUUUUAAACAAAUCCACAACUUUCCCAGUUUUUUUGUCGGCCUGUACCAGCUUUUUUGUAAUGUGUUCCAGGCAUCAGAUUCAGAUUGUGAGUGUGUUUCCAGCAAACAGUAGAAUAACAGUAUGCAGGUCGAAAAGCGUUGUUAGAAGAAAAGGGGGUGAAACACCGUGGUAAAAAUGCUCCUGUCCCAACGUUUUUGGAGCAUGCUGCAGGCAUCACAUUGUGCAUGCAUAUACUUUCAAAAAACAUUGAAGAUUAUCAUGUUGGACAUGAAAUAUUUUGUCUUUCAACAAUAUUCAGCUGAAUAAGUUUGAAAAGAUUUGCAGAUCACUGUAGUCACAUUUUACACAAUGUCCCAACUAUUCUGGAAAUGGAGUUUGUAAGGUAAUGGGGUAGCUGAUGUUUGUGGAUCUAUUGCAACAAAAAUGGUCUUCAGAUUCUAAAGUUUUGACCAACUUUGAUAUAAACAGUGAGUAAUAAAUUCUAAAGUGGACAUAAACACUCUGACAGCGGCGACUCUGCUUGAUUUGGUGCGAAACCAUAUAAACAAGACGCGUCUCCUCCAAACUUCCAACAGCUGUCACUCAGACAAACAUCCACACUUUUUAACUCUGAUUUCCACUAUCAGACACAUUCAAUACAGAUAAAGCAUUGAAAAAACGUCUACAAAAAGAAGCUGAACAGCCAAUGGGACUAUCACGAUAUUGACAAACUCACAAUGCUGAACAGCAGAUCAAGCCGUCUCUGACUUCUGGUGCAAUUUUCCCUUUUAUGAAUGUAUUUUAUAUCCAAAUGAUGUGUAUCAGUCUCAUUAUAUCUCUACACUUCACCUCAAACUGGAAGAAGUGAACUAUUUGUCUAACGCCGUCUGUGAGGGUUUCUGACAUGUAUUGACUUCUUGUUUAUCUUCUGUAUAUUCAGUAUCUCUACAUUUCCUGGACUUUUGGAGGUGAU
This is a messenger RNA of Cheilinus undulatus (humphead wrasse), 4911 nucleotides long. RefSeq names its product chondroadherin (gene chad). Gene Ontology annotation, cellular component: extracellular matrix. The transcript has 4 exons. Gene Ontology annotation, molecular function: protein binding. NCBI's taxonomy places the organism in Eukaryota, Metazoa, Chordata, Actinopteri, Labriformes, Labridae. Bases 209 to 1300 code for a protein of 363 amino acids. The record is from RefSeq and is a predicted model, not a curated record.